AUGAAGACUGUCGUUGAAAUGAUGGAUAAGUAUCCCGUCCAGUUGGAGGACGCGUACCUGCGCUCAAAAGCUAUCGAAUGCCGAUGGGAAGCUAUAAGGCCGGUGACAUACAUGCAUCCUUUCAUGAUCCCAGUAGGUCUUACACGAUCAAUGGAGGCAGCUAUCGAAACUGCCAGGGCGGAGCAAAAAGAACCCGAUGCACUGGAUGAAGGAUUAAGCAGCAAGGCAUCACACUAG
Phytophthora nicotianae INRA-310 is the source of this 237-nucleotide messenger RNA. RefSeq lists its product as hypothetical. The transcript has a single exon. Bases 1 to 237 code for a protein of 78 amino acids. The record is from RefSeq and is a predicted model, not a curated record. Lineage: Eukaryota; Oomycota; Peronosporomycetes; Peronosporales; Peronosporaceae.